Molecule: messenger RNA, 1018 nt
Organism: Pyrus x bretschneideri (Chinese white pear)
Lineage: Eukaryota; Viridiplantae; Streptophyta; Magnoliopsida; Rosales; Rosaceae
Product: putative 4-hydroxy-4-methyl-2-oxoglutarate aldolase 3
Exons: 2
Coding region: 359-889 (176 amino acids)
Biological process (GO): regulation of RNA metabolic process
Molecular function (GO): ribonuclease inhibitor activity
Source: RefSeq, a predicted model, not a curated record
UCCUGUUUUCUACUUUCCUUGUGUAAAUUUGUCUGUGUUCGGAGGUUGGUGAAGAUAAUAUUUUCAUGUUGAAAGCGUGUGAAAAUAAGAUGUUACGACGAGUGAUUAAUUUGAAAUACCGUUAUCGUGGCAUCUUGGAUUUAGAUAAGUUUAUGUGGCAUUAGGUAUUGAUAAAUAAGUUUGUGUUUAUAUCUAUAUUUAAAAAGUGAUUUUCGUACUCUUAUUUUCUUCCCGACACUCCUCCCUAGAAUCAAUGGACAAAGAGAAGGAGAGGAGUGCAGACGAGAAACUUGGGAGUGGGGAAAACUACCAUUUAGCAUCUUCUCAGUUGCUACUGAUUAAUUCGUUGUAUAAUUAGAUGAGUUCUUAUGGAUUAGAGAUGCGAAAUAUGGCCACCUUAGCAACUGCUGAAAUUUGUGAUACGAAUACAACUCUUGUGGGAAGCGGAGGUUUGCGUGUGCUGCCACCAAUUUUCCAGGUAUACGGACAAUCCCGAGCAUUCUCAGGCCCCAUUACGACACUCAAGGUGUUCGAGGACAAUGUCUUGGUCAGACAGCUUCUCGAAACCAAAGGCGAGGGAAGAGUUUUGGUCAUUGACGGAGGAGGAAGCAUGAGAUGUGCUUUGGUUGGAGGGAACUUGGGACAGUUGGCCCAAAACAUGGGAUGGGCAGGUAUUGUGGUGAAUGGCUGCAUUAGAGAUGUAGAUGAGAUCAAUGAGUGUGAUAUUGGGGUGAGGGCUUUGGCAUCUCAUCCGAUGAAAUCGAACAAAAAGGGCGUCGGAGAAAAGCAUGUUCCGAUCAACAUAGCCGGAACCUUGAUUCGUGAAGGUGAAUGGUUGUAUGCAGAUAACGAUGGCGUCCUUAUUUCAACAUCUGAAUUGUCUGUUUGAAUCAGCAUUGUUGCUUCACAUUUUAAGCUUGUCCUACCAAUGAGAGGAUUGAGUUCCCAAAUUCAGUUCUACUUGGAAUUUGUUGUUUCACUACUAGUUACUCUAUCAAAGUUCAAGUUACCCUUGCCA